UCAACCGUUGAUUCUACCGCAUCACUUCAUCUCUAAAUGUCGGUUAUGCAAAAAACUUUUAACAAAGAUUUAUAUAACUAAACCAAGAUAGACCACAGCCUGUCGUUUACAACGGGAACAAAUGAGUCAUAGUGGGCAGAAAAAGCAAUGAUGGCAGAGCCCAGCGAGAUCCUAUCGGCGUGAACUAGCACUCAUCUGCAUAUUUCCGCCAGGGAACACCUACUCUAAAAUGCGGAUGUGCAAUAAAAAAAAAAAACAGAAGAAGAAAAUUGAAUACGUCAUUGAAAAAACAUGGCGGCAUCGUUAGUGCGUUUUGUUCGCGGAGGUUUUAGCAGGACUUUGAAUCUUGCCAAUCAAAGCCCAUGUCUCUUGCAAGCGAGAUCCGAGGCUACUGAAACAAAACCCACUGUCAGACCCAAGGAUGCGGUCACCCAUAACCAACUUGCAGCUUUUGGAGAAUAUGUGGCUGAAAUGCUUCCUAAGUAUGUGCAGCAAGUCCAGGUGACGUGUUACAAUGAGUUGGAGGUGAUGAUCCAUCCUGACGGGGUCAUCCCUGUGUUGACCUUUCUGAGAGACCACAGCAACGCUCAGUUCCGUAACAUGAUUGACCUUACCGCAGUGGACAUACCCACCCGCCAGAAUCGCUUUGAGAUUGUGUACAACCUGCUCUCCCUGCGCUACAACUCCCGGAUCCGUUUGAAGACCUACACCGAUGAGCUCACCCCAGUAGACUCCUCUGUGUCUGUCCACAACGCAGCCAACUGGUACGAGAGGGAGGUGUGGGACAUGUAUGGAGUUUUCUUCGCCAACCACCCUGACCUGAGGCGUAUUCUGACAGAUUAUGGGUUUGAGGGGCAUCCAUUUAGGAAGGACUUCCCACUGUCUGGAUUUGUGGAGGUGCGUUAUGAUGAUGAGGUGAAGCGUGUGGUGGCAGAGCCUGUGGAGCUCUCACAGGAGUUUCGGAAGUUUGACUUGAACAGCCCGUGGGAGGUGUUCCCAGCCCACCGUGAGGACAAGGCACCUGAGCUGCCAGCUGGGGAUAAGCCAGCUGACAAGUAACCAUCUACCCCAGAGAUAAAAUGCCCACACCUAUAUAUAUAUAUAUAUAUAUAUAUAUAUAUAUAUAUAUAAUGACUGUACUGUUGAUGGACCCAUGUCCCGCUUGAGCCCACUAAAGUAUUUAUGUAAAUAAAAACAAAAGGUAAACAUUUUA
Messenger RNA from Oncorhynchus mykiss (rainbow trout), 1213 nucleotides. The record is from RefSeq and is a predicted model, not a curated record. Lineage: Eukaryota; Metazoa; Chordata; Actinopteri; Salmoniformes; Salmonidae.